CGGGCCUCGGGAGGCGCGGGGGGCGGACCCGCCCGCUGCCGGCGCUGCUAGCUCGCCCGCCCGCCCGCUCGCACUCGGUAGCGCCGCGGGGCAGGCAUGGGAGUCGCACGCGUCCUCCCGGCGCCCACACCUGUUGGAGCGGCGCAGUGAGCCGCAGCCCCUGCGGGCUGCUCGGCGCGGUCACUGUCAUGCUUUCCUGUACCUGAGCUGGAAAGGAAGCUUUCUUGCCAGGGGUGCGAAUUUCAGACAGCUCUAUAAAGAUGAGGUGACUUAUUUGUGAAGACAAGAAAGAAUUUCAAGAAUGGUGCUCAGCAUGGCGGGGAUCCCAGGGCUCCUCUUCCUUUUCCUCCUCCUGCUCUGUGCUGUUGGGCAGGUGAGCCUUUAUAGCACCCACUGGAAACCCACCUGGCCUGCUUACCGCCUCCCCGUGGUGUUGCCCCAGUCCACCCUCAACCUGGGCAAGCCAGACUUUGGGGCCGAAGCCAGAUUGGAUGUGUCCUUCUCAUGUGGACCCCAGUGUCAUAAGGGGACUCCACUGCCCACUUACGAAGAGGCCAAGCAGUACUUGUCUUACGAGACACUCUAUGCCAACGGCAGCCGCACGGAGACGCAGGUGGGCAUUUAUGUCCUCAGCGGUGGUGGGGGCCAAGAGUCUUCGGGAAGGUCUCGGAGGAAGCGGCAGAUUUAUGGCUAUGACAGCAGAUUCAGCAUCUUCGGGAAGGACUUCUUGCUCAACUACCCCUUCUCCACAUCAGUGAAGUUAUCUACGGGCUGCACGGGUACUCUGGUGGCAGAGAAGCACGUCCUCACGGCUGCCCAUUGCAUCCACGACGGGAAAACCUAUGUGAAGGGGACCCAGAAACUUCGAGUGGGCUUCCUGAAGCCCAAGUUUAAAGACGGUGGUCGCGGGGCCAACAGCUCAAGCUCUGCGGGGCCGGAGAAGAUGAAGUUUCAGUGGAUCCGGGUGAAGCGUACCCAUGUGCCCAAGGGUUGGAUCAAAGGCAAUGCCAACGACAUUGGCAUGGAUUAUGACUACGCCCUCUUAGAACUCAAAAAACCCCACAAGAGAAAGUUCAUGAAGAUUGGGGUGAGCCCUCCGGCCAAGCAGCUGCCGGGGGGCAGGAUCCACUUCUCUGGGUAUGACAAUGAUCGACCUGGCAACUUGGUGUACCGCUUCUGUGAUGUCAAAGACGAGACCUAUGACCUGCUCUACCAGCAGUGUGACGCCCAGCCCGGGGCCAGCGGCUCCGGGGUCUACGUGAGGAUGUGGAAGAGGCAGCAGCAGAAGUGGGAGCGGAAAAUUAUUGGCAUCUUUUCAGGGCACCAGUGGGUAGACAUGAAUGGUUCUCCGCAGGACUUCAACGUGGCCGUUAGAAUCACCCCUCUCAAAUAUGCUCAGAUCUGCUAUUGGAUUAAAGGAAACUACCUGGAUUGCAGGGAGGGGUGACGCAGUGUUCCUUCCUGGCCACACUUGAUGGUCUUCGUGUACUUAUUUUAGGAGAGGCCAAAUGUUGUCAUUGGGGUGUGUGUGUGUGUGUGUGUGUGUGUGUGUGUGCCUGCGUGUGUGAUGUGUCACGAUACCUUUUACCUAACUUUUUAAAGUUGCAAGAUGCCUGGCUUUAUGAUUUGAAAACUGGUUUGUGUAUCCUGUAUCAUUUAAGGAGUUUAAAGGCAUACUUUUGCAUAGAAAUAAAAACAAACACACCACACUGAUGUUUGGGACAAUAGGGAAUAUUUAGCAAGUAAGUUAAUCUUUCACUUUUGGAGAACUUUGAACUUUUUUCAUCUGAACUUAAUUCAAAGGUUUAUAUUAAAUAUGUGGCAUACGGGAGAUAAGAGAUUCUUAAAUUCUUAUGUGUGUAUAUAUGUGUAUUUUCUCCUGAGAUUCAUCUUGGGGUUUUUUUGUUGUUGUUGUUGUUUUUAAUGCCUAGUCGUUAACAUUUCCAGAUGGCAGUGUUCCCCAUACAACUCUUAGGAAACUUCACGAUACUUCGUAGACAGGCGGGUAUAAUAAUUUGGAUUUGGAGGUGUUUGCACAGUAGUCCUUGAUAAGUAAAAGAAUUUGUUGACUAUAUUGGUACACCUUUUAAACUGUGUCUUACAGUAAGUCAGUAUCCCAAGUUGCUUGCAGUUUUGAAAUAGUUUCCCUCCCAAAGACUUUGCUGUCCUUCUGGAGAAGACCCAACCUAUGGCCCUGUCAGCUUUGUGAUGCACCAGAGAGGGCAAGACCAUUUAUGCCCAGCCUUCCACUUCACAGGAUUUUACUCACGUUCCUUGAACUUGCUCUUUUCCAGAAGAUAAUCGUCAGAACCCAAUUAGAAAAAGCUGUGUAUUGCUUAAUGAUUGUGGUUCCACUAAAAACAAUCAUUUCAUUUUACCCCCAGAGUAUAGCACAUCUCAUGUUUUAUCAUUUGGAUGGAGUGAUUGCAAAUGAAUUAAAUUCCAGAGAGCAUUGGACACAUAGUACGGCAGAGGUCACACCGGACUGAGCCCUUGUCUGGAGCCUGGCACAGGCCCGCAGCCGAAUCAGAAUUGUUCUACAGAGUUUUCAGUGUGCUUUCAGGGAGUGAUGGACUUGAGCGAUUCAGAAACUUCUCUCCUUGACUUCACUUACGACAGUAAAAACAUUUGGACGGUGCUUUAAGAAAAACCAAGAGGAUAUUCCCCCCCUCCCGCCCCUGCCCAACUGGCUUUAAAGGGCCUCUUUUACUGGGUUACUUGAGGCUACAGGCACAUAACAAUCAAACACCAGUAGUAAAGACGGAAGUCGGGAGAAUGCAAAGUGGAUCAGAAUUCCUGCUCCAGCAGAUGUCUGUAUGAAUGUUUUACCCAUAGGAUAAUCACAGUGUAUAAAGAAAAGAAUGUGACUUAUUUUAUGUCCUCAUUUUAUGCCUCUUAGCCUGAGCACAUCUUCCUAAAUGUCUGGGGUGGGGGGCGGGGGGAGCAGAAGAGCAAAGAGCUUACAGGACAGACGUCUGCUGGGCUUGUACCUUAGGUCAUAAUCAGCCUGAACUGUAACGCUCUGCAAGGACAUUCAGAUAUGGCACGGAAGCUUCAGCUUUCUCCGGGUGGCUUUUGGCUUGGGUUUCUUGAGCUUUUCAGAAGAAUCCUGAUAAGACAUAAGAAAUGGACAGCCACAGUGCUUUCUUCAAAUCACAUAAGAAAUAUCAUGCAUAACAAAGAGAGGUAAGGCAGCCGGGGUUCUUCUGAGUUCCAGUACAGUUUGCUUUGAAAUCUAGCAGGAACCAAGCAUGAGGAAGAAGAGAGGUCUGCCUCCCCGUGUGUGGUAUUUGGGGGGUUUUAUUUUUGCUCUUGAUUGAUGUGAAAAGUUCACUGAAUACCUAGACAAGACUGAUUUAAAAAAAUAAAUAAAUAAAUAAGAUGCUCCUUUUGUGAAGCACCUGAUUUCCUGAUUUUGAUAUUUUGCAAAGUUGAAACUUC
Mustela erminea (ermine) is the source of this 3441-nucleotide messenger RNA. It is a transcript of the gene PRSS23, whose product is annotated as serine protease 23. Gene Ontology annotation, biological process: proteolysis. The coding region runs from base 302 to 1447 and encodes 381 amino acids. NCBI's taxonomy places the organism in Eukaryota, Metazoa, Chordata, Mammalia, Carnivora, Mustelidae. The transcript is spliced from 4 exons. The record is from RefSeq and is a predicted model, not a curated record. Gene Ontology annotation, molecular function: serine-type endopeptidase activity.